GGCCAACGUUCAAGAUGGCGGACAGACAAGACAGAGAAGGAAGUUAUUGAUCAUGUUUCUUUUGAAACUGUGGAGUUUCUUAAUUACCAUGGAUGUAAUGAAGCCAACUCUGAUAAACAUAGGAGGAAGAUGUUACCGAAAAAUGCCGUUUGAGCAGAAAAUCGAACCCUAUACUGAACAGGCUUCGAACUCAGGCCAAAGAAAUGACGAAGGUAGGCACGUUGGAUUCAUUCAUACAAAAGAAGCAUAGUACAGAAGCGAUGUGAUGUUCGAAAGAGGAAUAAAUUUUUUUAAGCUAAAAAUUUGUACAUUUCUUUGCUUAAUAGCGUACUGUUCUGUAUGUUUGUUGUUGUCAAUGGUGGAUGUUUGUUUGUAAAAAAAUUUCACUUAUAAGUUAGUUUGAAUUUCCUUGUAGGAUGUAAAGCUGGAGUAUUGUACGAUCAAUCGUAUUUACAGAUAUCUAUUAUUAUUAUGUUUUUAUGAUGAUGAUGAUGAUUAUUGUACAUUGAAGCCACUAUCAGUCUUCUCAUUGGCUAAGAGACUAAAAGUGUAGACAGCAGUGUGAAUUGAGGUGGAGAGGCUAAAGAGUAGCCUGUGAAAACAUCUGUUUCUCCUCGCUCUUCGCCGCUGGGGACGUUUUGCGUGGAGGAACGUCUGCGACUCAGCGGCAGAAAUUCCAUACUGAUGACGCAAAUCAAUGUUUACAUAAUAAAUUCGAUAGUCACGGGGUUCCAAAUGCAAAUUUGUCCAAUUUUAUGUGUCUUCUGGUCGAUUUUGGUAAAGUAUUGUGUUCAUCUGCCAACGAGCUCCAGCAAAACUCAAAUGUUUCUUCUAGAGAAGAGUAUAUUCCACAAAUAUUGACUGUUUUGCUCGAGAUUCUUUGCGUUUACAUUUGACCUUUGUGGCCUUUUGUGUUUUGUCUGUCAUUCGUAAACAAUAGCUUAAACAAUCUAACUACUCUGUCGACCAAUCAGCGCUUCUGACCGGAUUCCGGACAGAUUUUACGUCAUCAGUAUGGAAUUUCUGUCGCUGAGUUGCAGACGUUCCUCCUCGCGAAACGUCCCCAGUGGCGAAGAGCGAGGAGAAACAGAUGUUUUCGCAGGCUAGCUAAAGGGCUGGACUCACCUCUGUCAUUAAGUCUUUAAAUUUUCCAGAAAAAGUGGGGGCAACUAAACCCCCCCAUCCCAUGGCCAGCCCUCCAACUCCACUGUCCCUGUACACAUACAUCAUAUUCAAGAGUAGUCUCUAUCUUAACUUAAAAAGUGGGCUAAGUGGUAUGUAGUUAUUCAGCAUGGCAUGUUUUAAGAACAAGAAAUAUGCAUUUGUAAUAGGAUUUACAUAUCACAUAGCGGGCUAACCAAAGAGUAUUCAAUGAAUAUUAUUGUGGAAUGGUAUCAUACAGUAUAAGCCAACAGAAAUGAUUUAGUUAAGAGAACACCAUGUACUUGUCACUUGCAGAGGAGGUAAUGUGGGAUGAUGAAGCUUGCGAUGCAUUUGGUUUGGUUGAAAAAACUGAUGAAGGUUAUAAGCUGUCGAUGGAAAUGCCAAGUUCGCUCCAUCGAUUUAUUAUUGGAAGAAGAGGGGAAACAAAGAGGAAAAUAGAGAAAGACACUGGUACACGUAUCUGGAUUCCUAGACAGGGCCAGGAAGGAGACGUAGGUGAGACCUUUUAUCAGAUUUAUAUUGUACUAAAGUCAAAACCCACAUAAGAGACCACUCAAAAUACCAAAAUUUGCUGGUUGCUUGUGAGAACGUUUUUACUACAGUACAGAACUUUAACUACUGGGUAAACAGAGUUUGGCAUUUACAUUAUAGUUUAGAUGGUUGCUGAUAGGGUUGGACGGUUAUUAUUUUUGUGCCACAAAAAUUAUGUCCCUACAGACCCAUUUGACAGUUCCUUUGAUUAAACUCAUAGAUUGAUACUGAUUUCCCAUGGUAACAACCGACAAAAUGAAUUUUCUUUUAAAGUUAAUGAUUUUUAUUUUUGAUGAUUAGUCCCUUUAUCAGACCUGCCAUGUAAUGUGACUUCCAAGAAAUUCCACCUAAUUUCCCUAUUAUCUGCAGCUAACAAAAGGCCUGAGUGCUCUUCUUGACUGACAAUAAUUAUAUGCAAGCACUAUUUUUGUUCUUUGAAGGGGAGACAAUUCUUUUAAAAUGUCACUUUUCUCGUUUAUUAGGCAGGAUUAGUGCAGUUAAUAGAGCUGUUGACUGCAGAGCCAGAGGUCAUGAGUUUAAUUUAUGAUCUUUCAUCUGACACACUUAAUAAAGUAAAUAUUAUUUGCUGAUGCCAAAUAAGACACAAAUAAUGCUAUCUGUUCUACACUUGCCCUUGAUAAAAUGGGGACAUUUUGCCCAACCUUGCCCCAUAAUGUUGGACUCUUGUUUUUGACUUACCUUGUAUCUCAUUUUGCAGUGAUAACGGGACCCCAAAGGAGUGGUGUAGUGGGGGCAAGAAGCCGCAUUGAAGUAAUAACGGAAUCUGCAAGACAAAAGAUUCCUUUUACACAUUUUUUGUGUUUUCCUUUGUAUGAAAGCAACUUGGAAAAGAAAGUUGAUGAGUUCAAAGUAAGAGUACUCAAGGAUUGUUUUGAGGUAGGUUUUUCACCAAACUCAUAUUUCAUUUUUCUCUUCUAUUCUCAAUAAUAAUGUCUUAAACAUGGCUAUGGGAUGUUAAAACCACAAUAAUCACUUAAAGUAAAAAACAAUACCACCAAAUUAUACCUAACUAUAAACACAUAUAGUGAACUCUCUCUAAGACCGACACCUUUAAUUUGGGACCUGCACUAAGUGUCCAUCUUAAAGAGGUGUCUUUCUUGGGUCAAAUGAAGGGAGUAAAGAAAGGCAGGGACCAACUCUAGGUGUCCAUUUGUCAAGGUGUCUGUCUUAUAGAGGUGUUCAUUAAGAGAAAGUCGACUGCAGUAUUUAUAGGGGUUAUAAACAAUAAACCGUGCAAUGGUUUCAAGGAAUUGGUAAUUCCACUGGUGAAGGGCCAGGCCCGAAAAAUUUGGAAAGGAUAACUUCAACUUUAACAUGGCACUUUUGUUCACGAUUUCUUUAUUUUUAAUGAACAUUUUUGUUAUAAACAAUAUCCACUGUCACCCACAAAUAACUCACAAUAUGGCAAGUUAAACUAAAAUCCCAACUAGGGGGCUCAGGCAAACCAGAGGACUAUUGAAAAUUGAAACUGUAAUCAACCCUAGCUGCUGGGUAAAGGGACUUGAACCCAGGGUGACUCGCAAGUUAAAAUCUGUCACUGUAAACUACUUGUGGGCAUCUGUCUCUCAAGCCCUUAAUUUCAGUACUUGUAAUCAGUGAGGCAUAAUUGUCAAUGUUAUUAUUGCAGUGCCGAGGAAUAGAUGCAAGUAUAUUCCAACUACCAAGCAAAAUUCACUUGACCAUCGGCAUGCUGACUUUGUUGAGUGACAAAGAUGUGGUAAGGAGAGGAAUGAUUUGUUCAUGGGGGGUGAUGAUAUUUCAAACAGCUAAUAAUCAGAAUAAUUUUCACUCUUUCUUCUUGUUACUGUUUAUUUUCUUAGACAACUUCCACCCUGAGAACCUGAUACUAUUUUGGUGGCAUGCAGUACAUAAUUUUGAAAUACUGAUCAUAAGAGAGGCAGCUUUGAACAUUCUUCUCUCAUGGCCACACAGGAGUUUUAAGUAGAAUAAGAUCACAAUAAAAUUAGCUGACAUUAGUAUGGCUAUUCUUGAUUGAAAUAAUAUUAAUGACAACCCUGGCCACCUUGUGACUGGUUUUCUAUUCAACAAACUUAUAAUCCAUUCAAGUCAUUCAGUGAUCAUGACUCCCUCUUGCAAAUAACUGCACCCACUUUCAACUGAAAUGGAAUUUUAAAACUUUCUCUUAUUUGUUGUGCCAGCAUCCUAGUAGCUCGUGCGAGUGCAAGUGCUAAAGGAAAGCAACAAAAGUAGGUCCGACAGCUACCGUGUCUGGAACAGUGUAUUGAGCAUAUCCAAUAUUAUCUUUAGGGACUGUUGCAUACGAAUUUUUUCCAACAACUUUUCUUGAAAUAGUUGUAUACACAGUUAUACACCCCUUAUAACUCAAUCAGCAAUUAACGAGUGUCCUUUGGUCCAUAAGUUUCAAAACAGCUGCUCCACAGAAUUUUUACCUCCCUUUGUUUUGGGGUAUGGCAAUGAGUUUUAACAAAAGGAAAUGAAAAUUAAACUAUGGAUAAAAUUGAACCACAACAUAUGCAUGCACCUCUUGCCAAUCUGUGUCACUUCAGACACAAGUGAUUAGAGUGCCACAAUGGUGAAGUGUCAAUAAACUGAAAAAUUAUUUCACAAUGUUGACCAACAGUUAUGAUACAGUACUCUUGAGUGUUGGAUAGGUGCCAUUUUUGUUGAGAAAUGAUAUUAAUAAACAAAAAAAAAACCUUGAGAUAUGACUAAACUUCUUGCAAGCAACAGGCACUCUUUCUUUACCUACUUUUGAGUGGUGGUGUACAGUUUUCAGAUGUUCUUACUGUAACAUUUUUUGGUUGGUAAUGGUGAAAAAGAGUUAAAAGAUCACACAACAAAGUGAAAACCACGAGGUGAUGUCAACUUCAAAAAAUCCUUCUAUAGGUCUGUGCAAUAUUUAUUUUGAGAGAUUAUUGAAACGUACUUCCAUAAAGGUCCCACAUUUACAAACAAAGUUAAAUGUAGCAAUCUUUGUAUUGCAGAAAAAUGCAGCAGACUUAUUGUCAGAAUGCUACCAAGAACUUGUCAGGUGUGUGCAUUUAAAAAACAGAGUUGCAAUGUAAUGUUUUUCAGAAAGGACAUGUUUUGACAGACUUGGCCAUGCAGUUGUAUUUUAGCUGGACCAACCAGAAUCGUCCAUUCAUGUAUAUGUUUUAGUACUAUGGAAAUCUUCAGCAUCAACUCGACGUGAUAUUCAUUAACUGUCUGGUUCUCAUAGCGUACUACAGGUCGGGCUUGAACUCCCUUGUCCUUGUCCUACCACAUGCCACAAAGAUUUUAUUUGACCUGCCUGGGCUAAUUUAAGUGUACAUUGUCCAAUGACCAACUUUUAUUUGUAUUCCUGUAAGAGUGUACUUGUAAUGCAUCCAUUUUUUGUCAGAGAAUGUAUGUCUCUGCCUUCUUCCUUAUAAAUUACAAUGACUUCAAGUUCUACUAUAAAUAUUUGACAUCUUUUAUGAAAGAUCUAAGUUUUUUGUCGUAAACAUUAUUGUUCAGUAUGAAUAAUAUGCUUAUUUAGCAAACUUAUGUCCAUAUGAGAAGCCGAAGCGUCCUUACCAACUGGACCCUUGGCAAAAUAUCGCAAUACUAUUUUAAAAAUAUUUCCAUUGAACAAGCAAAGAGGCGUACACAAGAUAAGAGUGGUUUCGCUGCAUUGGUUGACCGUGUAGUCGUUAAUGCAACUCCGUGGUAACAUAACAACUGGUCAAGGAUUACACUAUAACAAAUACAAUUUUUAGGAACUUAUUAGAAAGAUAAUAUACUUCCUUGUUCAAUACCUUCAGGGAGUAUUUGCAGGACACUGCUGUUGAAAUAGAACUUAAAGGUGUAGAGUACAUGAACGAUGAUCCGGCGGAGGUCGAUGUUUUGUAUGCAAAAGUUCUCCCCAAAGAUGGCUCGGACAGGUGAUACUUGUAAUCAUAAAAAAUGUUAUCUUGUUGUUAUAUACUGCACUACAAUUUAUCUCUCGAAUUACCUGGUGAAAUGACUGUGUCAUGCUCUUGAAGUUUUUUACUAACGGCACUCUCGCUGAGAAAGAGGAAAUUAAAAAAGAUACCACGACGGCGAAGGCAGCAAAAACGUCACUUUUUAGCCAGACUUAAAAUUGAAGCUUACUUAUAAUUUUCUCAAACAAAAAAUAAAAUCGAGCAAUGCUAAACGGCGACGGCAACGAGAACUGCCAAAAAAUGAAGUCUAAUUAGCAACAAAAAAACAACUUUGCACGUGCAGCACACAUUUUUGUUUAAUGAUUUCUUUGCCGUUGUUUGGCACGUCCACAGCGUAAAACUUGCUAGUUACACAUUUUAUGGAAAAAAAAGUCCUAUGUGCUCACCAAAGAUUUUGUUGCUUGCGUUCCUGUGCGCUUUUUUUUUCGCUGCCGCUCAUUUUUACGUUGCUGACUUCUCCUUGCUAAGCGCUAGCAUUUCUCAAUUUCUCAUCGCCGAUUUAAAACUUUCACUUAUUUUUCCAACAUAAUUCGUCGCCUUUGUUUUUAUCUCUCGCUGUAGCUCUUUCUCUGUUAUCCACGUCAGUGUAGAUAUUAAAACUUAUUUGAAAAAAGACUCGACUUAAUUGUUGCUUUUUCUCUCUGAAAGUCCGGGUGGCCACGCGAUUUCGCACCAAAAACGUCGAAUCCCAUUUGGGUUGCCAAUUAAAACAAAACCACAAGAAGACUUGAUUCAUGACGCACCUGAAAAAACAGCCUGGUGGACAGACCCUUUCUACAAGUUCCGUCAAAUUUUGUUUCCCUAUUUUAUUCUCAAAUGAUAAAAGUGUGCUACAAUUCCUUAUAGUGGAUGAUAACGUCGCUUAAAAAGUGAAUUAACGGUCUUUCAAUUUUCAUCGCAAUUAUUUGAACUCACUUACUUUGUCAAGUGUAGGCGAACUCUCCUAGAGUUGAAUUCCUAAGGUCCAAGUUCAGAAAGGGAAAGAAAAGUUCCUUGUGGCUUGUUUACGUCCUCCAUAAAACCUGAAAUAAGGCGUGUACUGCACGUGCAAAGUUGUUGUUUUGCCUAUGAGACCUAUUGCUGUUUUGACGUUCAGGUUGCUGUCGCCGUCGUCGCAUCUUAAGGUCCCUAUUGCAGCAAAAUGUGUUGUAAAGCGAUGUUUCGCGUUUUAUUACCCACGUACAACAAAUCAGGUUAUUGCAUGUUACACAAACACUGACUUCUGAUUGGUUAAAAUCAAGCGGGAGUCCAUACCACACACAGGAUUUACGUCACUUGCUGCAAAGUCAGUUUGCCUUGGGCCAGUAAAACGCGAAAUGAGUACAUACUAUGUUACAAAGAGUAGAACUUCUCUCUACUUUCCGCAAGAACUUUCGCAACUUGCGACAACCUGAUUUGUUGCAAGACAAGUUUGAUUCGUGGGUGGUAAAACGCGCAACAUCGCUAUUCAACUCGUUUUGCAGCAAUGUUGCAUAACAAGUUGCACGUUUUCAUUAAAAGUUAAUAGCGAUCUAAGGCCCUGUCCACACCUAGGUUGUGACAAUAUAACAUCGACCCAGGAGAAGUGUUGUGUCCAGCGGUUUUAGUGAAAAACAAGGGUUUGUUGGUGUUGCUCAGUGUCGCGGGCUCACAAAAUCUCCCUCAGGUCGAUCUUAUUUUGUAUUUGCCCCACGCUUAUCCCGAUAUUUUUGAAAACGGAGAAAAGAUCUCCGUUUUCAAAAAUAUUCGGAUACAUGUGGACAGGGCUUAAGUUAGGUAAAGAUAAUAAUAACCUUCUCUAUAUGAUAAAAAAAAAAAAAAAUCGCUAUUCAAUACUCACAAAAAAGACCUAUGUACAGUGGUUCACUUAAAAAGAAUUAAAACGAAAUUUGUACCUUAACAUCUGUUAGAAAAAAAGAAAAGAUCAUAAUGUCUCAGUAUCUCUUGAAAUAUAAUCCACGAAAAUAUUUCUCUACUUAUUAUUUUUACUAUUACUAUUACCAAUCACAAUCAAUAUUUAACAUCUUUUCACUAAUUCCUCUUUAAAAUCUGCCACGAUUUCAACAUGAACCAACAACGAUAAGAAUAUUAAAUAGUAGGAAUAAUUGAAUAUGCAAUAUUCAGUAUCUUUUAUAUGUCUUUUAAUUUAGGCUCCAAAGGCUGGCUGAUGCAAUUGUUGAGAGAUUUGUAUCCAAGGGUUUGAUGAAAAAACAGUAUGACCAAGUCAAGCUACACGCAACUGUCAUGAAUUCCAAACUGCGCAACACUGAUGAACAAACCCCAGCUAAGAAAAGCCGAACAGAUGUGCCCCCCAGAUUUGUAAAGAAAUUAUCAUUUGAUGCAAGGAAAAUUAUUUCGGUAAGGCUACAUACCUGAGGGGAUCCCCAUAAUGGUCUAUAGAGGGAGGCCCCGCCCAAAAGGGGUACUUUUUUCAGGCUUUUGGUUUAUGAAAGGGUAGGGAGUAUAUGAAAGGGUAGGAAAAUAUAUCCUUUCGGUCUGUAAAAAGACCCAAGAGGGAUUGUAACUGAUGCAUUUUAUGGCUAUGAUAGAGUUAGACGUGAAAACGUUCUGGUUAUAUGAUUUAUUCAUAUAUUUACAUAUCAGUUAAAAGGAAUUCAAAGUUCUAAGCUGGGUGUGUGAAACGGGGAACCAUUUUUCAAUAGCAGGUUAUACGAAAGGAGUUGCUUUUCUAUUAAAAAUGGUAUAUAAAAGGGUACAGGGUUUGGACCUCAGGGGAGACUCCCUGCUUAAAAAUUGGUUGAUCACUCGAGCCAUAUACUUUCAAAUGUCAAUGGGAUAAGUCGGUUCGUGCGUCGUCGUCUCUGGACCUGUGCUUUUAUCACUGCACCACUCUUGCUCCCAAAUGAUGAGUUUCACUUGUUGCAUGUUUUGUCUAUAACUUUCAAUCUAUUUCUUUUAUUGUUUGCAGUUAUUUGAAGACUUCAGCUUUGGUGAAUACCAUCUAGGCACAAUUCAUCUGUCUACAAGAGGACGCUAUGAUGCCGAGGGACAUUAUGAAUGUGCUGCAUCUGUCCCCUUACCUUGACUCAGUUCCCUGCCUUCGAACCUUUACAUGCGAUCUUGGACAUAGUUUCGUGGAAAUUUCACAACUCCCGAAUGAAUGGUUUAUUUUAGAAAAGAAAACUUCUUGACUUUGCAAUGUGUAGGCGGUAACCAAUCAAAUCGCUCGAAAGUCGAAACCAGAGUUAUGUCGUCCGAAAUAUAUAGUCAUGUGACUCAUGUCGUUCGAGAUUUUAUCAGCUGUAAUACAGAGAAACAAAGUUGAAUAAAGCAGUGCGUGUGAUACGGGUAUAUCUUGUUCUUUAGGCCAUGUUGAGACGAAACAAUAGCGAUAAAUCAGUA
Molecule: messenger RNA, 8987 nt
Organism: Porites evermanni
Lineage: Eukaryota; Metazoa; Cnidaria; Anthozoa; Scleractinia; Poritidae
Source: the annotation of a GenBank genome assembly